AACAACGUACACAUGACACCUCUCUCUCUCUCUCUCUCUCUCCCUCUCUCUCAGUUUCCCAGAUUCAAGAAUUCUCUGUCUGAACGCUAAGAAUCUUUGAUUUCUUCCUCUUUGUUCUCUGCAACUUUUUUUUUUCCUUCUUAUUCUGAGAGAAAUUAGACCAACUUCCCAAUAAAGAGAAAGGAGGAGAAGAAAGCACCCAUUGUCUAAAACUUUCUUGUAAUCUCCUCUAAUCUCUCUCUCUCUAAAGCUUAUCAGAUUCAAGAAGAAUCUUCCAGAAACUGAGUUCUUUCUCAUCAAAAAGAUAAUCACCUCAUGACCCACUUCGCAAAAACAGAAAAAGCAUUAAGACUAUCUCCCUGGAUUCAAAUCUCUGAUCCUAAGCAUCCAGAACCACCCCAUCAAAGUUUGCUCCUUUUUUUGUGUCUCUCUCUUGAUAAAUUCCGCCUCUGUUUCAUGUGUAAUUUCGAUGUCUGCAGCUGGUUCUGAUUAAUUCCUUUGAUACCUUGAAUCCAAGAUUCUGUUUUUUUUUCCUCAAGUUGUGUGACACUGUAAUGGAAGGGAAAAAGGGCUGCAAGAUCAGGAAGAGAGGCUGUUCUUCCUCGUCUUCUUCUUCUCUUGCCCGGAAAAAUCGCUUCAAGCGCGCCAUUCUCGCCGGAAAACGAGCAGUCAGAGGUGGAGGCGGCGGCGGCUCCGGAACUCCGGUCAAACCCACCGCCGCCUUCGCCGGAAAAUUCCUAUCAUUCCCCCUUUCGCCGGAAAAGUUUCCGACGGAAGCUCAGAACAGCUCUGUAUCCGCAAGAAAGCUAGCUGCGACGCUGUGGGAGAUCAGCAGCAGUAUUAGCCCGCCGACAGGAAAUUCGGACAGGGAUUUCUUGAGGGGCAAGGAAUCAUCGAGAAACAGAUCGAAAGCAUUGAAAUUGCCGCAGGAUUUCCCAACUGAGCUGUCCGAUCUCAUCCAUUUGGGCUCAAAUAAACAUAUUCAGAGAAUGGAGAGACCUGCUGGAGAUUCGGUCCGUAAAGACUUUCCCUGUGGCUUGCGGCGCAAGAAAACGAAUGUAAGUUCGCUUCUGAUCGAUUUCUCCGAUCUGCAAACAUUUCAGACAGGAACCCGUGACGGCGGAAAACGCAUCGGCCAUCUCAAGGACAUCGUCGACAGUAUAACAACAUCGAAAGAGCUCGUGAAAGUUCUAACACGGGUCAACAAACUGGGCGAUGACGAUCAUCAUCAUCCGACAGCAAGCAGACGCCUAAUCUCGGCUUUGAGAAGCGAGCUCGACCGUGCAAGAUCAACCCUGAAGCGACUUGUAAGAGAUCAGAACAAUGGGGAAACCUUUAUCGAAAGUCAUAUGGAGGAGAAGCGGCGAUGGAGGAGGAGGACAGAGAGGGAAGUGGCGGCCGAGAGAAAACUACGGCAACAGACGGAGAGGAUGAACAAGAAGCUCGGCCACGAACUGGCUGAGGCGAAAGCCGUGACGAAAAGGGUGACGGAAGAAUUGCAGAGAGAGAAAAGGGCGAAGGAGAUUCUCGAGCAAGUCUGCGACGAGCUCGUGAGAAAUGUCGGAGAAGACAAGGCCGAGGUGGAGAGGGUAAUGAAAGAGGCGGAGAGAGUUCAAGAGGAAGUGGAGAAGGAGAGAGAGAUGAUGCAUAUUGCAGAUGUUUUGAGGGAAGAGAGAGUUCAGAUGAAGUUAACAGAGGCUAAGUUCCAGUUCGAGGAGAAGAACGCGGCGGUGGAGCGGAUGAGGAGGGAGAUCCGUCGAGUUUUGACGGCGGAGGAAACCCUAAAAUCGCCGUGUCUCGGCCGCAUCAAAAGGGUGUUGGAGGUCAUCGAAGACGGAGAAGGAUCUGACCAAGAAAGCGAUAUGAAAUCGAUAGAGUUGAACAUGGACAGUGUUAGCAAGAGUUACAAGUGGAGUUAUGUCGGAUCCGGACAAUUCUCCGAUGCAGGUCGCCGGAAAGAGAACGGAUUUUACUUUUCCGGUGAUGAUGAUGGCCGGAGAAGUGAUGGAGAUUCAGAGGAUUCGGUGGACAAGAAAUCAGCGAACAUGGAUUUUCCGACAGGAGACAGGGAAGAGAUCGAUAGAGAUAAAUCUCUAAAGAGUUUGAGAGACUAUAUUAUAUCUAACGUGAAAUUUGUCGGGCCGUCGGAGCAAUGGAAUCGGAAAGAAGAGGUUUCGCCGGAGUAAUCGCCGGAGCUCCGGCGACGAGGAGCAAAGAGGAAGGUAAAUGGCAUGGAGAAUUUCUGUGAUUUGUUAAUUAUAAUUAAUUAAGUCGUUAAUUCAACUUUUUUCAUAUUUAUUGAAUUGAAACUGAGAGUGUAAAUAGAAGUUUUAUACUAUGGUUAUACAAUAUAUAUAUGUAAUAUAUCGUUCUUUUAUGGAUAAAACCUAAUACCCUGUUUGCUGUA
Tarenaya hassleriana is the source of this 2407-nucleotide messenger RNA. RefSeq lists its product as uncharacterized. The record is from RefSeq and is a predicted model, not a curated record. Lineage: Eukaryota; Viridiplantae; Streptophyta; Magnoliopsida; Brassicales; Cleomaceae. Bases 555 to 2186 code for a protein of 543 amino acids. The transcript is spliced from 2 exons.